GGAUGGUGGAAGAUGCUGUGGUGAAGAUGACGAUAGAGUCAACCAGCCAACUGAAGGAGGAACGAGGAGUGCAUAAGAGGAUGCUGUGAUGAGCAUGGAGAGAAGCGGCGCGUUGUUUCGACCAACAUCUGAUCUGACUUCGACAUUUUGAACUGUUUAUGUCCAAUGUUGGUGUAUCCUUCUAUCUUUGAUCCAGUUAUUUGCGUUUCUGUGUUGAGCUUCGUGAGUUUAUCUUGCUUAAUGGCAUAUUGUCCGUGUAUUUCUCGUUUCACAAUAUCAAGCGCAUUUUUUUAUGUCUUCUUUCGUGUUGUCUGGAGGUGGGAGGGCACAGCAAUGCCUGCAAUUGCUCACUUAUUCCCAUUCAUGUAUCUUCGCAGAUUGUUGCAAUACUGGAAAUGUUUGAGAGCAGGAUGUAGAAUCAGCUGUGAGGGUUCGAGGGCAGGACAAAACGCAUUUUGGCCUGUAUUUAUUGUAGUCUCCCCUCUGCUUGGAUGUUUUCACGAGAAACAUGGUGUAUUGUGUGCUCUAGAUCAGUCAAGGUGUGCAUUGUGGAAUGCUUUGGAUGUUUUCCCGCUCCCUCCUGCCCUUCGCUCGUUUCUUUCUUCUAUUGUCAGUGCUCACUAAGGCAGCAGCCCGUGGCAGAACCGAGAAAAUGGUGAACUUUCCGAAGGAAUUGAAGUCUUAUUGUAAGCACAAGGACUGCAAGAACCAUCAGAAGUGGAAGGUUACCCAGUACAAGAAGGGCAAGGACUCUCUCUAUGCCCAGGGAAAGCGUCGUUACGAUCGCAAGCAGUCAGGUUUCGGUGGUCAGACUAAGCCCGUGUUCCACAAGAAAGCCAAGGUUACCAAGAAGAUCACUCUCAAGAUGAAGUGCGAGAAGUGCUCCAUGCUCAAGAUGAAGAACAUCGGCCGCUGCAAGCACUUCGAGCUCGGAGCUGAGAAGAAGAAGAAGGGUCCCACCAUCCACGGAAGAUAGAUGUCUUUUUUGUUCGUUCGUAAGACCUUUGCCAAAAACGA
Molecule: messenger RNA, 1017 nt
Organism: Guillardia theta CCMP2712
Lineage: Eukaryota; Cryptophyceae; Pyrenomonadales; Geminigeraceae
Product: large subunit ribosomal protein L36e_1, cytoplasmic
Exons: 2
Coding region: 554-976 (140 amino acids)
Biological process (GO): translation
Cellular component (GO): ribosome; cytosolic large ribosomal subunit
Molecular function (GO): structural constituent of ribosome
Source: RefSeq, a predicted model, not a curated record